AGCGCCUCGGAGCUGUUUGUAGCUGGCACAGGAACGCUCUCAGUUGUGAUCAUUUGGAGCCUUUAUUACGUCACCAAACACCCGGAUGUACAGGCCAGGUUACAUUGCGAGCUAGAUGAAGUCAUUGGCAAAAAUGCACGACUUCCAGAGUUCUCAGACCGACCUAACUUGCCAUAUUUGGAGGCGUUUAUUGCUGAGCUACAUCGAUCUGCAAGUGAGAAUCCUUUGGCGAUUCCUCAUUCGACAACGCGGGAUACAUCCCUUGCGGGAUUCUUUAUCCCUCGGGAUACCACAGUGUUUGUUAAUCUUUGGGGAAUUCACCACGAUCCUGAUUACUGGCGGGAGCCAUUUAGUUUUCGGCCGGACCGAUUCUUGGAUGAACAGGGGCGACUGCAUGUGGAAGGAAUCAUGCCUUUCUCGACAGGAACACGUUCGUGUCUCGCAGAAAAGUUUUCCAAAAGAGUGAUUUUCUUGUUCGUUGCGCGAUUGCUGCAUAGAUUUAGAUUUGAGUGUCCGCAUGCUGAAAUCCUGCCCGAAGAGAAAGACCUGAGUGAUUACGGGAUUUUACUUGAUUGUAAGCCGUUUAGGAUAAAAGCAAUAGAAAGAAGAGUUAACAGUUAAUUGAUUACAUCGUUUGCUCUACCGAUAGGAAUCUAUUAUAUCCUUUGAACACAGCCUCAUAAAAAGUGGAGUGUUUCUAAACUUUUUUAGCAUUUUGUGCUUUUCAUAUUGUAGUUCAUGGAAGACAGCUAGAGGUAGCUAGCUAUCAUAUUAAUACUGAUGGAAAUAUCGUGUAGAAAUAAAGUUAUCUCAUAUGGGCUACUGCGCUCCUGAUUCUAUUUGGUUACAGUCGGCUCUCUCUUAGAGGACACCUCCAUAAGACAGACACCUCUAUUAAGCGGACACCUAGACCCGGUCCCUGCCUUUUGUUAUUCUCUUUAUUUGACUGUCUAUAUAUAAGACGGACAUCUCUGUAAGACGGACACUUAGUGCAGGCCCUAAAGGGGUCCGUCUUAGAGAGAGUUGAUUGCAUUCUAUUAUAAAGCUGCAAAAACGUGGACGAAGAUCCUACUAGUUGUAAACGUUGGAGCUCGUUGGAUCUCUAGAAAAGAGAUCUAAUCAGCCAAAAUAUUAAGAACCAAAAACGAGAAGUCCAAAAACUACUGCAAAGCUGAUUCAGAACAACGUGUAUUGUUUUUUCAUAACAAUAUUUCGGCUGGCCAUACCAGCCUAAUUCAGGUCUAUUGCCAGCAGUUCACUGUAGGUCAGGAAAUACGGCCCUUUCUUGACACUAGCGUGUUCCAGGGUAGGGCAGACUCAAAUAAUAAUAAUAAUAAUAAUAAUAAUAAUAAGAGUGAAGAACAAGAAGAGGAGAGAUUGGGGAGAGAUCAUAGGUUCGAGAUUAUCGCGCGCACGCGCUCACGAACUGCGCGUAACACGCGAGUUGUCAUGCCAAAAGGAAAAAACAACGGACGCCAUUUUGAGAUGUUAUACCUUCUCUCUACUUGUGGUGAGAAAUAACCCUUUCUAUUGACCUCGAUAUCUCUUAUCAGCAAAAACAAUGUGUUUAAUAUUUCCUCUUAAUCUCUAUGCUUAUGAAAUAUGCGAGCAACUAAAGCCAACCGAGUAAAAUUUGUUCAGUCAUCGGUCGACGAAUCUCUUUUUGGGGAACGUGUCACAGCUGUACACGAACCUGUUGAUGUUAGAACGUUCGAUCCACCUUGGGAAGACAAUGGAAAAGCUAAAGCAUCCCCUUCAAAACCUUUGUUAUUUUACUGCCCGACUUCGCCAUCUCGACCAACAUCUUCACAUUCACAGACGAGCCAAGCCUCGCCAGUACGAAGUUAUAAACCAGUCAAAUUUUCUCCUUCAUAUGUCGACGACAGUUUAUUCGGAAAAAGAAAGACAAAACGCUCAGAUUCACCGCCUCCGAGCGAAUUUGAACCUCCGUGGGUCAAAGAGAGCGAAAAGAGACCAGUUCGACCGCUGUUGUUUGAUUUUAAUUCGAAACUUGUUUUUGACAAUUCUGAUGUAAACAACGCAAACACCCCGGCAGCAUCUGCACGUUCCAAGACUCCACAAAGUUCGAGUCGCAGUUCGUCACGAAGAAGCUCAAGGACACAAAGCGCUGGACAUUUAGAAAAAAUAAUUAACAGUAAGCCGCCAUGGAGAUGA
Porites evermanni is the source of this 2175-nucleotide messenger RNA. The record is from the annotation of a GenBank genome assembly. Lineage: Eukaryota; Metazoa; Cnidaria; Anthozoa; Scleractinia; Poritidae.